UCUACGUGACUUUAUCGAAAGAACCAAGAAUAUCAAUCCCUGCAGUCACGAAAGCUUUAAAUCAAAAUACUGCAUGAAGUUAAAACGACGCCGAAAGAAGACAUUCGUACGACGUUUAAUAAAAAUAGAUAGCGACACCAAAUGGUUGAGAGGAACGAAUACAGAAGACUGGCAUACGCUUUAUUUACAAUGUAUAUAACUUUCCAUCUGUGCCCCUAUUAGUGCAAUUGUUUCGUCAAAUAUUCUUAAAAUCUUAGAGGAUAUAAAAAAACCUCACGACACAUAUUGUCUUCCCAUUUUAUCACGUAGACAUUUUCAAAUCACUUUUAAUGUUCCGAGUACAAGAUUGUGAGAAGAAUAUGAAAAUGACAGCAGUCAGUUAUUUUCCGUUGCAAAACAAAGGGUUCUCAUAUAUAUACCUUCAUAUAUAAAUUACAGCCCUUUCUCAAUCCACUGCUGCAUGUCCUCCCCCAUGCAGUGUCGGUCAUGGAGAAUUGUUUGACCAAACCUCGCCACGCUGGUCAUUGCGGUUUGAAGGCUGUCCCCCGUCUAGGAUCACUACACUUAUGAGCGAACAGCAGCUAGAAGUCCCGACACACGAGUAGCUGCCUCUCGACGCGCCUGUGUAGCUGGCCGUUGCUAUUUUCACCCCAUGCUUGUCUUAAAACGCGCCGAUCCCUCCAUCGCUAGCGAUGGGGUGCAUGCCCAGGCCGCUCAGGUACGGCCGUUUUCAUCGCGAUGCCAUUUUUACGACAUUUAAUGCCCACAGGCAAUGAACGGGGCCUGCUGUCCAGUUGGUCGAGGUGACGGUUCGCGUCUGUACGCUUCAUUCAGAAAUGCGACAACGAUUCAUCCCCAGGCAUAAACAGAUUGCAAGUCGGGGUCGCGGCGCCACGAUGCAACGGCCCCCCGGCAUGGUGACCGCCUUCAGCAUCGAGUCUCUGAUCGGAGGAGCCCCCCCGCCGCGCUGCGGGCAGAUCCUCUACACGGGCUACCCUGGCCUCUUCAUGCCGCCCUACGGCUCCCUCGUGCUGCCGGCCCACGGGCAGCUCCACGCGGGGCUCCCCGCCGCAUUCCCCGCGGCUCUGGGCGGCGGAGCCGGAGGUGGCUUCUAUUCGGCGUUUGCGCGCGGGAUUCAGCACGGAGCUGCGGGCGCAGUCGCGUUUUGCGCAAACAAGGAGGCGCCUUCGCCGGGCGGGGAGCGGGGCCCGACGUACCCGGCUCGAUCCGAGGCUCUCUCCGGCAGGGAGCGGCUGCCGGCUCUCACGCUCCUGCACCGCUCCAAGACGUCGCUGUUAUCCUCGCCCGCAGGUCGCGGGUGCCGGGAAGCCGACUCGAGCUGCGAGAGCGAGGCGGAUCGGUGCAGCGAGGACGAGAUGAGCACGGACAGCGCGUCACCGCGCGCGGACCCGGCAGGCCUUGAUCGCGAUGGGUGCAGUCCGCCGCUGCACGGGGGCCGGGCCCCCUGCUCCCGCAGCCCCAGUUCGCCUACGGGAGGCGCCUCGGGCACCGAGCACCUCUUGCCAGCCAAGUCACACCUCCACCACCAUCAGCAACAUCAUCAUCAGCAGCCGCAACAACAUCAGCAGCAGCAGCAGAGGAGGCGGCGGCGCACGGCGUUCACGAGCGAGCAGCUGCUGGAGCUGGAGAAGGAGUUCCUGAGCAAAAAGUACCUCUCCCUGUCCGAGCGCUCUCAGAUCGCGGCGGCGCUGCGUCUCAGCGAGGUCCAGGUGAAGAUUUGGUUCCAGAAUCGGCGCGCCAAGUGGAAGCGCGUCAAGGCGGGCAACGGCGCGUCUCGGAGCGGGGAGCCGACGCGAAACCCCAAGAUCGUGGUUCCCAUCCCCAUCCACGUGAACCGAUUCGCAGGCAGAGGACCUCAACAGCAGCAGCAGCAGGACACACUGACUGCCGAGCAGACGAGCAGGCCAGCCGCUCCAUAGCCUCUUUUGUUUAAUGUAGAGAAUGAGUCAUUACUUUGGUCUUCAAAUGCACAAACUGUGAUAUAUAUGUGUUAGUGUAUAUAUGUAUAUUGUUGAUCUCGUGGCGUCGUUGGCAAGAUUGACACGACUGACCAGGCCCCUCGUAAGUAAAAUGUAUGUGUGUGAAAGAACUGCAACUCAAGUGAAGCGUUGAACCUUACCGGUGCGAAUCCGCCACUAAAAUCACGACCCCCGUUCCCACGCGCAUUGCUCCUGUGAUUGCGCGCUCGUGUUCGGAAUGAGAGUUGCCGUACAAGAAGCGGUGUACAACCGCGCACGCUCAGUGAUCGUCCCUGUAUAUUCAGCACACGAUUCACACGUUUCUAUGCAUACAGAGAAAACGCCUGAUUCACAAUUCGUUUAUUUUGGGUUAGAUCGUGCAAGUAUCAUGUUUUGUUUUACGAUAGACUCCCACCAUUCGAUAGAGCCUUUAUCAAAUAAAGUUGUCACGUGGCCAAACAUGCCGCCAAAUAAUUUGGAUUUUUACCAAAGCGUAGUGUUGAAAAGCAAGCAAUUUUUUUGACAAUUGUUUACGUUUUACUGGAGAUUACACCCAGCAUCAUAAAGGUGUUAACAAAAACUCAGCUCUAUACAAUUAGCGAAAAACCUAUUCCGUAAAAUUACUCCAACCAUAGGUGGGAUCACGACGGGGCUACGCUUCGGGCAACGGGCAGCACUGUGGCAAAAUCAAUUGUUGUGCUGUACUAUGCUCCUACGUCGAUGCGCUCCCAUGCCUUCGCCAUCCUCGGCUGACUGGCGCGGCGCAGCAUGGGUCAAGUAACUCCCACGACUCGCAACAGCGUGGGGUUGGCGCUCAUCUAGCGGUGGAUUUACAACAAGGGGGGCUGUUACGCGUGCACCGCGUAAUCGGCUCCAGCAAGAUACACCCCCACCCCCACCCCCCCCUCUGCUGGAAGUUGCCUUCGCCAAGCUAUUUUUGUUUAAUUGGCUCAAUCUAAGCGGCAGGGUGUUUGAUGUCCGAACGAAUGCGAAAGCUCUCGGCUACGUGUUAAUGGACCCGUGUCCCCGAGAUUAAUUAAACACGUGCACUCAGCCGCCACCGAUCACGGGCGUUGCGCCGCUUGCACCGCAGUGCAAACCUGCGUCGCGGCUUCAUUUUGUACCCCCCCCCCCUUCCCUCCCCUGUACAAAGCACACGAGUUGGAGAUGGCGGGGGGGGGGGGCACCCGCGUGGGGUGGGGGGGGGGCACCCGCGCUCUCGGUGGUCAGCGGAAUGCAUGCGAAGCAUAUUUUUAAAGGGUCACCGUUUUCAACAUAUCGGUAAUAAAUUAUUUAAUUAUACGUCCAUGCGCGUCGUGUUCUUGACUCGUGCGAGCGUUACCCCGUCGCCGGCGAGUGUGUGUUGAUGUG
Messenger RNA from Petromyzon marinus (sea lamprey), 3350 nucleotides. The record is from RefSeq and is a predicted model, not a curated record. NCBI's taxonomy places the organism in Eukaryota, Metazoa, Chordata, Hyperoartia, Petromyzontiformes, Petromyzontidae.